This is a messenger RNA of Epithele typhae, 888 nucleotides long. RefSeq lists its product as uncharacterized. The transcript has 8 exons. NCBI's taxonomy places the organism in Eukaryota, Fungi, Basidiomycota, Agaricomycetes, Polyporales, Epitheliaceae. The record is from RefSeq and is a predicted model, not a curated record. The coding region runs from base 1 to 888 and encodes 295 amino acids.
AUGCCCUUAGACGCCUACGCCCUCGAGGUUGUGCAAUCCCAGCAGAUCGUGUUGAUUAUCGGACUUUUCCUUCAAGGAAUCUUCUUCAGCCCGUUCCUUGUCAAUUAUCUGAAAAGCGUCUGGCUCCUCUCCAGCUUGCGUGUGUCGGUGCUCUUCGCGCUGCACGUAAACGUGGGCAAUGCACUCCAGCUGUACAGAUCGGAUCCCGAAGAUGGCAUCGAUCCUUUCAGUGACUCCACCGCGGACACAUACACGAUGAUACAGUUCUUGACAUACUUCGUUCAAGUAAUCAUAGGCGAUGCUUUCAUGUUGUAUCGUUUGUAUGUCGUGUGGGAGAAGCGCUGGAAAGCUGUCACUGCUUCUACUCUCAUUUUUGUGGGAAAUACUCUGGCUGUCAUUGUCGUCAUAGGGCUUAUUCCUCGAGGGGCCAAGUUUGUCGGCCUGUACUUCUUCCCUCUGUCCUUUAUCUUUAACGCAAUCACCACCGGUCUCAUCACGUAUCGAUUAUUAUCUGCGACAGGUGGCCGGUUCAUACACGCCCACUUCUCUCGGCGUUCUCGUGUCUCCGUGAACGCAAUUCGCUACCGUCGCGCUUUCACCAUCAUAAUCGAAUCUGCCGCGAUAUACUCCUUCGCCUCACUUGGCCCCUUCAUCUCCUUUUUCACCAGCCCAAACACCGGCUACCAAGUCAUCGCAUGCGUCAUGUCCCCGAUAAUUGGCUUGACGUUUUCGCUCAUCGUUGUCCGUAUGGCGGAAGGGUUCGUGGAGAAAACCUCCACGUAUCACGAAGAGAUGCGUUCUCCUAUCGCCUUGCGGACGUACGGUGGCACUAGCGACGCCGAGGACGGGUUACCUCCCGUGAAUUCGAAAAUUUCCGGUUCGCAAUGA